Messenger RNA from Adineta steineri, 894 nucleotides. The record is from the annotation of a GenBank genome assembly. Lineage: Eukaryota; Metazoa; Rotifera; Eurotatoria; Adinetida; Adinetidae.
AUGCACAGUAGAAGUUCAGAUGAAUCUUUAUCGAUUUCAAGUCGAGGUGAUGAUCGUUUCUUUCUUAUUGCCACUAUAUUUCUACCUAUUUUCGCUCAAUUAGCAUAUAUAUUUGAUGUAUAUUAUUAUCAUUAUAAUGGAAUAACAAGUAAUGGAUAUGAAGGUUUACUUUCAUCAAUUUUAAGUGUUUUUGCUUAUCUUCAAUAUUGUGUACCAAUUCAUUCACGUUUAUUUCGUUUUUUCUAUCAUUUAUUUCUAUGGAUAUUGUCUCAAAUUGGUACAUUAGGUCAUUUAAUAUCAUACGCAAAAAGAGAUGAUAAAUUUCAUGUUAUUUUAUAUUCUAUAUGGGCAGUAGUAGAUUCAUUUUAUUUUGGAUGUUUAAUUUAUUGUCGAGUAUUUCCACAUAUUCGUAAUCUACGUAUUCAUAUGGCUAUUGAACAACGACAUUUAUUUCAUUUUAUAUCACGUUUAGAAGUUAUUCUUGCUAUAUUUAUUCCCGUCUUUUUUGAUACACGUCUUAUAACAUUAACAAAAGAUAAUAUAGCAUUCUAUAUUUUAUUUGAUUUUUUUGCUGAAUAUUAUCAUCGUUUUCAUGGUGUAACAAUUAAAGCAACUUUAUAUAUAUUUGUUAUUACAGUAACAGCAUCUGUUGCAACUGAAUGGAUUCAUAUUGCAAAACAUGAAAUGAAAUAUGAAAUAGCUUCAUUAGCAUGUGAACUUCUUGCUGCAUGUCUUUGUUAUUCAUUAAUUGUUAUGCAAUUUUUUCCAAACAAUUUUAUUUCACGAAGACAAUGGGGAAAAUAUAAACGUAGACAAACAGUAUCAUCAAUAUCUUCUCAACAUAAUCGUCAUAGUAUAGAUACGAGUACAGAAAACAAUGUAUGCUACUUUUAA